Molecule: messenger RNA, 414 nt
Organism: Alternaria ethzedia
Lineage: Eukaryota; Fungi; Ascomycota; Dothideomycetes; Pleosporales; Pleosporaceae
Exons: 3
Coding region: 1-414 (137 amino acids)
Biological process (GO): resolution of meiotic recombination intermediates; replication fork processing
Cellular component (GO): Fanconi anaemia nuclear complex; FANCM-MHF complex
Molecular function (GO): protein heterodimerization activity; chromatin binding
Source: RefSeq, a predicted model, not a curated record
AUGGCGUCCAACGAUGAUGCCAAAGCAGAGCGCGAAGAGCGGCUCAAGUCAGCCCUCUGGUACUCAAUCGGCCAGUUCGUUGACGAGAAGACGUUGGAGAACGACCUGAAUGCAACACCUCAGUUCAUCGGCGCGCUUACUGAGCUUGUAUAUACUCAAAUCGCAAACACAGCCCGCGACCUCGAAGUCUUCUCCAAACACGCCGGGCGCAAUACGAUCAAUACAGACGACGUACUGCUACUUGGGAGACGAAAUGAACAACUGCAAGGCUUGCUGGAGAAGGAGCUUGAGGAUAUCAGAACAGCCGAGGGCAGGCGGGCAGACGGACAGCCAGUUGCUCGCGCACAGCCAGCCGCGGCAGGGAAGAAGCGAGGUAGGCCUGCCGGUACUGGCAAGGGCAAGGCAAAAGCCUGA